Messenger RNA from Racocetra persica, 175 nucleotides. Lineage: Eukaryota; Fungi; Glomeromycota; Glomeromycetes; Diversisporales; Gigasporaceae. The record is from the annotation of a GenBank genome assembly.
AUUAUAGCAACAAGCGAAACGAACGAAGAAAGUUCAAGAAAAAGAUAUAGAUUCUUUUUAGAAAAUGAAGAAGAAUUUAGUUUGGAAGUCGAAGACACUCAAACAAUAGCAACAGCUAUUAGUGAGAUAACAGAUACCUCCAAUGAACAAACCUCGAUAGCUGUAUACUUACCAA